AUGGCGACGGCGCCGGGAAACCAAAUGCUGGAGGGAGGAGGAGCGCCGCCGCCUCCGGGGACUGACAUGACCGGAAUAUGCUUCCGAGACCAGCUCUGGCUUAACAGCUUCCCUCUCGACCGCAACCUGGUCUUCGAUUACUUUGCCCUUUCCCCUUUCUACGAUUGGACUUGCAACAACGAGCAACUCCGGAUGCGCUCCGUUCACCCCCUUGACAUCUCUCAACUCUCGAAAAUGACGGGGAUGGAGUAUAUGCUCAGCGAAGUUAUGGAGCCGCACCUGUUCGUUAUUCGCAAGCAGAAGAGAGAUAGCCCCGAAAAGGUUACGCCUAUGCUCGCCUACUACGUCCUCGAUGGUUCCAUUUACCAGGCUCCGCAACUGUGCAAUGUUUUUGCAGCCAGAAUUGGAAGGGCCCUUUAUUACAUAGAGAAGGCAUUUACUACAGCUGCCUCAAAGUUGGAGAAAAUUGGAUAUGCUGGGUCAGUUGAUUCUGAAAAUGAGACUGCAUUGGUGGAGUCAAAGACUGCUAAGGAGACAAUUGACAUAAAGGAAGUUAAGCGUGUGGAUCAUAUCCUUGCAUCGUUGCAACGCAAGUUACCACCAGCUCCUCCUCCACCACCAUUUCCAGAAGGGUAUGUUCCGCCUCCAACAGCAGAAGCUGAGAAAGGCACCGAAACCCAGGAAGCAGCAGAAACGCAAGCUCCUACUGCUGAUCCCAUAAUUGACCAAGGACCAGCAAAAAGAAUGAAAUAUUAA
This is a messenger RNA of Sphenostylis stenocarpa, 756 nucleotides long. The record is from the annotation of a GenBank genome assembly. NCBI's taxonomy places the organism in Eukaryota, Viridiplantae, Streptophyta, Magnoliopsida, Fabales, Fabaceae.